GUUCCCCUAUCUAUCACAGCCAGUUCCUCCAUUUAAGAUGCUGACUUGUUUAUGUUGAAGGGGACAAGUGAAUGACUUUUGGCGGCUCUUACGCUCCACUUCGAGGACUCGUUUGAGGCGUUUUUUUGUCUUCUGUUUUGUUGCAGGAAAUGGGGGUUUGAAGUCUGUUUAGCUGCUGAUUUGUGGUUGAUAGAGACAAGGGAGAUUAACUGAGACACGUCUGAUAAGGCGUGGAGUUUUUUUUUUUUUUAAGUGGAUGACUGGCAGGUGAGCAGCCCUCAGACCCAGCAGCUCUCUGUCCUGGGCACAUAAACAAGACAGAGGACACAGAGGAGGAGGAGGAGGAGGAGGAGCAGGGUCAACCAUGGAGCUGUAGGAACACGCUCAGAUGCCCGAGCAGAUCGCCAGUGGAGGAGGAGUGCUGCUGAGGAGAACAACUCUGCAAUGAACAAGACCAAAAGGAAGCCCAAUGUGGAGAGUCCUGGUGUGCUGAAGAGCAAGAAGCUGGUCCAGCGGAGGAGGAAUACAUGUCCCAGUCCUCAGGACAUCAGCCGGGCCCUGCAGAGCCCCAGCGCUGCUCCCAGUGCCAGCGCCGCCAGCCUGGAUGAGCUCAUCCAGCGCUGCCUCAACUGCUUCGAUUCAGAGGGGAAGCUUUCGAGCCCCAGAGGGUCCCAGUUGGUCCACAUGACCCUGAUGAUGCACAGCUGGGUCGUACCAUCUCAGACGUUUGCCCAGAAAGUUCUGGCUCUUUAUAAGGACUGUCCGUCGGAUAAAAGAGGACUCAGGCGGACGCAGAUCUGCCACCUUGUCAGGCAGUGGAUCAGCCAGUUCCCUGCAGUAUUUGAGGUGGACCCCCUCCUGGAGCAGACCAUGGGGGACCUGUGGGCUCUGGUCCGGUUGGACGGAGAAGAGACGCACUCGCAGCUCAUCGACUCCUCCUGCUUAAGUCCUCAUGUGAACGUAUCCCAGGCUCCGUCGCCCUCCGUGAAGAAGAGGAAGGUGUCCUUGAUCUUCGACCACAUGGAGCCGGACGAGAUGGCUGAGCAUCUCAGCUACCUGGAGUUCAAGAACUUCUGUAAUGUUUCAUUCCUGGACUAUCGCAGCUACGUGGUUCGAGGUUCGGUGAGGGAUAAUCCUCCUCUGGAGCGGUCGGUCAUGAUGUGUAACGGCGUCUCCCAGUGGGUCCAGCUGAUGAUCCUCAGCAGACACACGGCUCAGCAGAGAGCUCAGGUCUUCACCAAGUUCAUUCACGUCGCUCAGAAACUUCGAGCUCUGCAAAACUUUAACACUCUAAUGGCAGUAACUGGGGGCCUCUGUCACAGUUCAAUCUCCCGCCUCAAAGACACUUCGAACCUGCUGCCUCCUGACAUCACUAAGGCCCUGAGUGAAAUGACUGAGCUGCUGUCCUCGCGCAGCAACUACAGCAACUACCGGCGGGUUUACAACGAGUGCAGCGGCUUCAAGGUGCCCAUCCUUGGUGUCCACCUGAAGGACCUGAUCUCGCUGAACGAGGCGCUGCCGGACUACAUCGACGAGGAGAAGAUCAACCUGAGCAAGCUGCAGCACCUGUACAGCAACAUCAACGACCUGCUGGCCAUCCACAGCUGCACGCCGCCGUUCGAGGCCAACAAAGACCUGCUGCAUCUGCUCACGCUCUCUCUAGAUUUAUACUACACCGAGGAUGAGAUAUAUGAACUUUCAUACACCAAGGAGCCCAAAAACCCCAAGAUCCAGCCUGUAGCUGCAGUUAAACCGCCGGUAGUGGCAGAGUGGGGUUCAGGGGUCACCCCCAGGCUCGACCCCGACACCAUAUCCAAUCACGUCAAACAGAUGGUGGAUUCCGUCAUGAAAAACUACGACCAGAACCAGGACGGCUACAUUUCACUGGAGGACUUUGAAAAAAUAGCGGCCAACUUCCCCUUUUCCUUCUGCACUCAAGAAACUGACAGGGUGGGACAAAUCAGCCGUGAGGAAAUCACCUCUUACUUAAUGAGGGGAAUGUCGGUAUGUGCCAAGCUGGGCUACAACUUCAAAGACGCACAUAACUUCCACGAAACCGCGUACAAACGGCCAACGUUCUGUGACACAUGUGGGGGCUUUCUGUGGGGAGUCAUCAAAGGGGGCUUCCACUGCAAAGACUGUGGGAUGAACUGCCACAGACACUGCAGAGACCUGGUGGGAUCGGAGUGCGUAAAGAAACACAAAAACACGACUGGGUCCUGCCCGUGCACGCCUGCGCCCGACUCCAGAACCAAGGGCAGCAGCUGUAGUUCGGAGGAGGAGACGUUCGUUUUUCCUCAAAGCAACGAGACAGAACACAACAAAAACAACAUGAGCGACUCGAUGCUGUCGGACCGAUCGACUCAGACGGAUCCUGGCGUGUGGAUGCCCGAGAAGAAGGACAAACGAGGAAACCACCUCAACUCCCUCCUACAUGCGUCUCCAGAGAGAAAGGUGAACACUCUGCCACAUAGAGCCCGUGGUUCGUCCAUGCCCGUUUCCUUCUUGCAGGAGAAGAUGGAGGAGCUUCAUAUGUACAAAGACAAAAGCCGAGAGCCGGAUUGAGCUCUCACAUUUCUCCCACGCUGACUAAACUUGCAGACAUCACCACGUUUGUGACGAAGCCGCGUCUGACUGGUGUUGAACUGAUGAGAUUUUGUGGCUGUUCAGAAUGUUGGCAGUUAUAAAUGGACUCCUUUCGUGUUUCGAGUACGGUUGUGACCUGUUUUUAAUUUUAUGUCAGCCUUAUUAGUGUGGCUGUUAGGGCUUCGAACAUCGGUUUUUCUGACUGUAAUUUAUGAACACCUCGUUUUGUUUUUUUAGAACACGUGCCUUGGUUCUCUGGUGCUAAGAUUCUACACAGCCUCAGUCCAUGUGAAGUCAUUUAUAACAACCUGUCAUCUACAUACAUUUUAUAAAUGCAGGGUAGGAAAUUAACACUAACCUCAGCAAAAUUCUGGUUGAUUUUAAGUUUGGCAGCUAUAUGGCGACUCUGUUUAAGAUCUAAACGAAAUUGAAUUGCUAUUUGUUUAGCUUUGGAUUGGGUUAUAUAUGAUGAUAUAUAUACAUACAUACAUACAUACAUACAUACAUACAUACAUACAUACAUACAUACAUACAUACAUACAUACAUACAUACAUACAUACAUACAUAUAUAUAUAUAUAUGCAUAUUUCCUUAACAAACAGUAGAUAUUGCUGCAUCAUUAAGCCCCUUUCAGACAUUCAGAGUCAAAACUGCAGUUGUACAAGGUUGGACUUGGACACAUGCACAGAAUUUUCAGUGUUUAGGAAUUGAUAAGUAAACAAGAAGAGCACUCAGAGAGCGCAGUACCCCGCCAAGGCUGCUCAAUGGUUGUAUAAUUUCCAACUGAUAAGUCCCGAUAAGUUCACAGUGGUCGAUUUGUAGUAGGAUUGCAAUCAUGUGCUCAUCAGCAGGCAGCUGAUGCCCUGCUGCUAUCUCGCAACGGUCCAGAAAUCUUUAACAAAUCCGUGGAUCCAGACUAGAAGCCACAUCACUGUCAAAAUCUAAUCAGUUGAUCCUUGGGUCACUUCUGACCUUCCCUGAAAAUUUCAUUCAAAUCUGUUACUCCAUUUUUGAGUGACGUUGCACACAGACAGACUAACAGACGGACAAGCGUACGCCGAUCGUCACAUAACUCCACCGCGUUCCUUGGUGGAGUAAUUAUUUUGACAGUUUGUUGUACAUUGUUUGAGUUACGGUCCGCUGUGACUCUGUCCAUCACUGUCGAAGGUACGUGUGAAUGAAGCAGUGACGAACGUUAACAGAAAAAUUAUCCAUUCUGAAUGAUAGAAUGCCUUAAUUUUACAUAUUCCAUGUCUGAAAGGGGCUUUACUGAGCUGUCUAUUCCUUUUGUUUCUCUGGUUUCUAUAACACCAGAUGAUGGUAGAUUAUUUUGCACAUCAGUGAGGCUCUGUCUCAGCAGCAAUAUUGGAUUUAUUGGAAUUUUGCAUGUAGUUAUAUAUAUGAGGAGGGCUAUUUUCAUCUGGUUAGUUCCUCCUGAAAUGUAAAUCCAAACUUCUGCUGCUACAAAAUUAAGAAAACAUAGACAGGUGACAGAUUAAAGGAAAAACCUGAACCCUUGACCCCCACCAGUGAGGGGAUGAGGUGGUUCUGAGAAGCUGUUGGUAUCAAUGAAUCUUAGCAGGAAGAAUCGGUUUCAAAUCAGGACCAAUCAUUCAGAGUGGUCACCUUGGGAUGGACCCUUCCAGGGUGACUGUGCCCACAUCGAUAGGCCAAGAGGGGUCACCAAAUGGUUUGACAAGUAUAAAGAUUUAAAUUACCAGAUUUUGGACCUCUACAACCAUCGAAACACCAAUGGAGUGAAUAUCUUUUGGAAAAAUGCUCGUUCGUCCCUCUAGAAGAGUCCCAGACACUUGGAGAAUCAAUACCAAGACAUAAUGAAGCUGUUCUAGCAGCCCAACACCUUGUCAAGAAACUUCAUGGGUUUUUCCUUUCAUUUCUCACCUAUUUGUGUAUUAAUAUUACCCAGCCCUUGUUUUUUUUUUUAGAGUAACAAAAGGAAGUUGUCAAAUCCAGUCCAUCAGGCAAAAUGUUUUUUUUCCUGCCCUCACAUGUUUUGACUUUCAAAUUUGUCCAAAAAGUUAUUCAAGGUUCAGCAGGACUGCACUGGAACAAUACUUACGGUCCAAAAUUUGGCAUUUUAUUUCAAGCUAAAUGCUUUAUUUCUUGUGUCCUUUUUCCAUGAUUUCGGUUUUGUUGAAGAACAAGAAAAAUACACCAACAAAGACAAGUCAUAAAGCAUGUGUUGUGCUUGAAUUCACCCACUGCUAGAAGAAAUGAUCACAUGAACAUCUACAGGCGUAUACAACUGCGUUUAUUGUAUAAAGACAAGAAGACAGCUUGCGUAACUGGUCAAAAUCAGAUUUUCAUUUUCAGGUAGAAAAAAAUGGGUUUGACUGAAGGCUUUAAACUACUGGACUCAAUGAACAGCAAUCACAAAGGGAUGGGGAAAAAACUGCACAUACAACUACUCAACAAGAGUGGCAAAAUAUUAUUCGUAAUUAAAGACUGGAUCAAAUACUACAGUAUCAACACCUAUAAAAAUGUUCCAUAAUGUUUGGAUUCAUUUGCAAUAACUAAAACGUGCUCACUCGAUAACUGAAAAGUAAACGGCAAGACAGAGGAAACGGGGCAUGAAGUUAAAAAGCAUGCAUUUUGUUCUUAAGCUUCUCAAAGCAAGCAAAAUUAUUCAGGCUUUGCUGUACUUUUCCUGUCAUUUUUUUCACACUACGCAUCCUAGAAAUAUACAAUUACCUCUUCAAUCUGUAGGAAAUGUGGAGUGCAGACAUCCACAUUCAAUGCAUAAUCGAUAACAUUCAUUAAAUGUCUUGAUACCUAUCAUCUACCACCUCACGGUCACUGCUUAGAGUAAGACUUAAUUCAGUAAAAAUAAUGAAAAGACAUCAAUUUGUAUACAAUUUAUGUGUACAUUGGUGAGGAAUGAAGGCUACUGUGUUAAACCAGACAGAGAAUGUUAUGGUCAGUGACUCAAUGUGGGACUGUACAAAAGUAAUUUGCUGCAGAGGUCAGAGGUGUUCAGGACAAAGGUGGAUGCAGGUAGAGAUGCAGGGCGAAGCUACUGGGAACCAGAAGACGAGCCUUGGCUGCCCUGUCCAGGGUAGCCGCCAUACUGGCUGUAAUACUGGUUCCACUGGUUCUGGUUCUGGUAGUACUGCUGCCACUGCUGAGCGUACUGGAGGCAAAAACAGAAACAGCAGUUAGAGAAUGUUUACAUUCAGCUUAGUUCUUCUAUUCUGCACCCGUGUCUAUCUUGUGUUAAACUGAACAUUUAAUGUAUGCAGGCUGCAUGCAGAGCAACUGCUGCAUCAGAAUUCUUCCUCUACAAUCAAUGAAACUGGCUACACCAGCUGUGAGCAGCAUGUAAGCAGGAGCUAUCCACUCUGCACUUGCAAAUAUAGACCAGGAUUUUAUUUAUAGUUCAACAUGAGACGUGCAGUUUUUUAUAACACAGAAAUGGGACCUACAGCAUCUACAGUUUCUGAUCAAAUUACCGCUAUCCAGGAAAUUAUUUCUUUGUAUCAAACAUGGCUUCAACUUCGGAGUCAAAAUCACCCCAUCUGCAUUUAUUUGCAAGUCCCAGGUGACGGUUGAUUAGUAACUUGAUCUGUAACAGAGUCUACUGUGGUCUGUAGAUGUUAAAUUACCCAUAUUACACAAAGUCUUUACAAUACUUCACAGUGCUUUGCUCUGACACAACAUUCCCAAAUUGAAAGGAGCAACCUUAUUAAACAUGCUGCGCAUACAGAAUACAAAGUGGAGAGCUGUGCAGGUGUGUGAAAGCACAUUGCAGACGUUUGGAUUCAUUUCUAUUCUACAGUAAAGACUCCACAGCAAUCUAUUACUACUACAAUGAAUUCAGGACAACGGUAGUCACUGUGUUGCCUUUCUCUGCUGUCUGCCCCAUAUUUUUUACUGGCAAAUUCCCCACUCUUACUGCCCUGUAUAUGUAUGCUGUGGUCUGUGUGAUGUUAGUGUCAUCUUUUUUUUACUUAAAAUGUGUGUAAAAGGAGGUGCAGUUAUUCCAUCGCUGUUCACCUACCUGCUGAUAUUGCUGGUUGUAGCUCUGUUGUUGCUGCUGCUGCUGCUGUUGUUGCUGUGGCUGUUGCUGGUGGUGGUUGUACGUCUGUGCAGUGGCAGGUGUCUGGCUGUAGCUCUGGCUGUAGCUCUGGCUGUAUCCUGGAUACUGACUGUAGUUGCUGUAGUAGUUCUGGUUGUAGCUGCCCUGGCUGUACCCUUGGCUGUAGCCCUGGUGGCGAAGGAGAACAUUCAUGCACUGUUAGUUUUUUUUCCUCAAAUUUUUAAUUACUCAGACUUUAGAUAUGAAGGUCAUGUUAAGCACCUGGUUGUAUCCUCCCUUGUUGUAAGGGGAUGGACGAUUGUAGCUUCCCCCUGAUUGCUGGCUGCGGUUGUAUCCACCACGUGUAUCAGAGCCUCCGUCACGGUAGCUGUUGCCCCACCGAUUCUGGUUAUAGCUGCCACGGUUGUAACCUGCAAAAUAAACCAAAAUGAUGUCCCAAGAUCAGUCUGCAUGCCUUUACCGAAUGAUGACAUGUUAGCUGCAGUUUGAGCGCCUUAUGUACAAGAGCAAAGGAUAUCUUUGUUGCUGAACCAUGGCCUCAAUUUCUGAAAGAUCCUUAGAUACUGAUCUUUCGGGAAAAAGAUUUGUGACCUGAAUCUACCAAAUAUAAUAUAGUUUGAGUCUCACCUCCUCUGUAUCCGCUGCCACCAUCUCCACUGCGGUUCUGGUAGCCACCGCGGGAACCAUCACGGUUGUCAUACCGCUGGAAGCUACCGCCGCCGCGGCCACGGAACCCACCCUGCCUGUUGUCAAAGCGUUUCUCAGGGGGCGGGCCAGCCUUGCGGCCUUCCUCAUUGUACUGCUUCAUCAGCUUUUCAGCCUCUUCGGACUGCAGCUCAAUGAACGUCACCGCCUCCAGGAAGUCGCAAGCCUCGGGGAGAGUAAAGUUGGCUUGUAGAGGGACAAAGGUGACCACAGGUGAAGGAGGACGAGAGAGAGACAACCCAUCCAGCAAGAGUCGGAUGGAGAGGCAGAGGAAGAGAGAGAAAGAAGAGGGGUGGGGGGUUUGUAGUGAAGACCAGAGCAGCCACACCACCAGAAGACAAAAUGAACAAUAAUUACUAUUAUACAGGGGCAGUGUAAAUCAGAGAAACUAAGAGCAGAUAAUGAAAGCAGAUGGCAGGGUAAAGGGAACAAACAUUACCUCCAGGGGAACUUGGAGGAAACAUUUGUUUAAGCAGACACAGGAGAGGGAGGAGACUUCAGUAGAGGUGGGGAGGGGGACAAAAAGGAAAACUAAAAGGUUGGUGAGAAGAGGAAACAGCACUGCAAACCAAGGACAGCUGAUGUAAUGGUGUUACGAAUUAACUUCCAACAACAUGGGCAUGUGACUGCUUGUAAGUUUGCCAUUUGGAAACAUCCUUUUCAUGGAAGCCAGUUGUGCAAUAUUAGCCCGACUAUUAUGUGACCUAAAAAAGGCCAAUAUCUCAGUUUGCAGUGCAUCAGAAGUAAGCUGAAUGGCAAAGUGGCAGAUAGAGGGCAAAAAAAUAAGAAUCAAAGUCACAUGGACUGUUUAAAAAAAUGUCCAGGUCUGAUAUCUGGCCAAAGGCUAUGAUGGGGGAAGGGGGGGAGGGGGCAUCUUCCAAGUUUGAUUUUAGAGACAACACAUAGAAAAAGUAAAAAGUAGAUCUGGUGUUUUAUUUGUUGUUUUCCACAGCAUUCCUACCUUUCAUUUCUAAAACAGCAUGAUCGGGCACAUCCUUCCCCUGCUCAUUGGUUUGCUUUAAUGUUCGUUCUUUUAAAUCCUCGUCCGUGGGACAAAUUACAAUAGCCUUGCGUUGAAAACCUUCAAAAGGACGCAUUUUUCGUCUCCUUGCUGAUCCAUAUACAUUUGUCUAGCAAUGGUGACAAGAAAGAAGUAGAAGCUUGUUUGUUAUUGUUUACUUGUAAUGGCUUUCCACUGGAAGGAAGCUGGAACCCUGCAAUAAUGAAGUGAGAGAGGUUUGGCUUGGAUGUCAGUCUACGUUUUUACUCAGGUACUAGUGGCCUCUCGUCACUCCACAGACUUACCUCACAGCCUGUGCAUUCAGGUACCCGGUGACUGCUGAUGGAUGUUAGUUACGAACAGAGGGACCCCACAACUAUUUAAACUGACUGCACUGUCCAUUUGCUCAAUUACCUUACAGCACUAAGAUGUACAAGUUUAACAGAUUGUUGAGUAGUUACUUAUUCAGUGUCAUCAUGCGGUGACAGUGUGUUGUAUGUGAAUGUAUUUUAAGAAGGGUUAUUACUGCAUUCUGUUGAAAACAAUGUGAUUAUGUAGGAUGAUCUAAAUCGAGAAUCUUUAUGCCCCAAAUGCUGUUAUAAUGACUAAAAGUGUGAUGACUGCAAAAUGUUCUUAACUUGCUGUAUUACAGUUACAACAUAGCAUUAAUCAAUAUUCAUUCAACGGAUUACUUCUGGGUUCUUGCAUAUUAAAUAAAGAAAUACAGUGAAGGAAAUUGCCAUAAAAUACAAAUUACAAUUGAUAAAGAGAUGCAUGAUUCCUACUGGUUACAUGGUUAAUUAGCAAAGUGUUAGAUAUUCUACAUGUUGCCAUUCAACACUCAAAUUAGUCACUCCAGGAUUUGUCAUUAAAGGAAAUUAUGACAACUGGGAAGAUCAAAAAUGUUGCAGUCUCCUCCCAACACAAUCUACGCAUGCAACAAUGUAUGAUCACA
Molecule: messenger RNA, 9303 nt
Organism: Amphiprion ocellaris (clown anemonefish)
Lineage: Eukaryota; Metazoa; Chordata; Actinopteri; Pomacentridae
Gene: rasgrp4
Product: RAS guanyl releasing protein 4
Exons: 17
Coding region: 445-2565 (706 amino acids)
Biological process (GO): positive regulation of GTPase activity; Ras protein signal transduction
Cellular component (GO): plasma membrane
Molecular function (GO): guanyl-nucleotide exchange factor activity; calcium ion binding
Source: RefSeq, a predicted model, not a curated record